Messenger RNA from Lactuca virosa, 291 nucleotides. NCBI's taxonomy places the organism in Eukaryota, Viridiplantae, Streptophyta, Magnoliopsida, Asterales, Asteraceae. The record is from the annotation of a GenBank genome assembly.
AUGCCUUCUCUUACGUCGUCACGCCACAACUGGUCCUUCGAAGAUCGUCGUCACAUAGAAGCGAAUGACUCUAUUGCAGGCGAGCCACAAGACACCCAUAUCACUCUUCUCCAACUUCAGCUUGAGGUUUCCCUUAUCAGGGAGGAAGUCAAUGUGGACAAGCGUCAACUAAGGGAACGUCUUCAUCAGGAGAUGGGUUUCAUGAAUCGUGAGGUGGAUGAUAUAAGGGCAGGGCUUUUGGUGGUGUCCCAUUUGACUGACGACAUGAGGAACCACUUUUAUUCACUUUAG